AUGGCCCACGAUGCGCAUGAUACCGAGGAGACUAGUCUCCUGCGACACCAUCACGACGAAGCUUCGUCGGGUGUGGAACGCACUUUGAGGCAGCGGCUCAUGAUUGCUGGCCGAUGCACCACUGUGCUGUUGCUUGUGGUUCUUACAAUGUCCAUAUCGUCGACUCCAAUGCUGGAAAUUAUGGAAGGCAUCAUCUGUCGUUCCUUGCACCCGGACGUUGAUGGCACAUUCAACCACCCCGUCUGCAAAGGCGCAGACGUGCAAUCAGAGUUUGCCCAACUUCAAGGCUGGGUUACGCCCUUUGCCCUGGUCCCCGGUCUAGUGACGGCCAUGCCAUACGGAGCUAUGGCUGACAAGCACGGCCGCAGACUCGUGCUUUGUUUGGCUAUUUCGGGCCUCGUUGUUGCGCAGAUUCUUGAGAUUGCCACAUGCUGGUUCUCAGACACCAUACCAAUUCGUUUGAUAUGUCUGGCGGGCCUCGCUACCUUUGUUGGUGGCGGACCCAUGGUCAUCAAUGCCAUGAUCUUCACCAUGGUCGGUGAUGUAUUUACCGCUGAUCAAAGAACCACUGCCUUCUUCUACCUCGGUGCCUCCAUGACAGUUGUUGAACUGAUAUCCGGUCCUUUGACGUACCUCCUCAUGAAGCGUGGCGACUGGUUUUGCGUCUUCACCGGCUUGGCAGGACUAUGCCUCGCCAACAUUUUGGCAUUUCUGUUACCGGAGAGUCGCGACGCCAAUACACUGCGUAAACAUAAAUCAACCGGCCGUCAGCCAGAAUCGCAUCAACAGCAGACGGGCAGUGGAUUCUUCGACUUGCUCUCCAAGCUGCCCAAUGCCACGGCAACUUGCAUCAUGGCUGCAACGAAUUUCGUUUCCAAUAACGCGCAUUCUACGCUACUGCUUGUGGGUGUCGCGUUCGGCACCCUCGGCCAAGACGUCGUCACACUGUUGCAGCAGUACAUGACGAAGCGUUUCGGUCUGUCUUGGGCUCGUGCGAGCCUACUCUUGUCUAUCAAGGGUGUGGCGGCUCUUGCAGUGACAACAACAAUACUCCCCUUGACAAGUCAACUGCUUUUGAGGAAACUAUCCCUUAGCCCUGUCCAUAAAGACCUGUGGAUGGCCAGGGCAAGUGCCACGUUUCUUCUGUUGGGAGCCUUUUGCCUGGGCUUGGCACCUACAUUGGAGACAUUUUUAUCGAGCUUGGUCAUUUUUACGGUGGGAAUAGGCUACAACUUGAUUCUUCGCAGCCUCAUUGCUAGCUAUGCAAAGGACGACAAGACGGGGUUGAUGUUCACCGCAAUAUCUGUCUCGGAGGGAUUAGGGGGGCUUAUUGCAGGGCCAAUAAUGGCGAUGCUCUUCCGCGUUGGUUUGAAUUUGGGUAGGGCCUGGAUCGGUCUUCCUUUUCUAUUUGCUGGCCUUCUUUUUAGUACUGCCACAUUGAUCGUUUUUUUGGUACCCGUCGCGUCAUGA
Molecule: messenger RNA, 1470 nt
Organism: Metarhizium robertsii ARSEF 23
Lineage: Eukaryota; Fungi; Ascomycota; Sordariomycetes; Hypocreales; Clavicipitaceae
Exons: 3
Coding region: 1-1470 (489 amino acids)
Biological process (GO): transmembrane transport
Cellular component (GO): membrane
Molecular function (GO): transmembrane transporter activity
Source: RefSeq, a predicted model, not a curated record